Messenger RNA from Lycium ferocissimum, 1483 nucleotides. RefSeq lists its product as uncharacterized. Lineage: Eukaryota; Viridiplantae; Streptophyta; Magnoliopsida; Solanales; Solanaceae. The transcript has 9 exons. Gene Ontology annotation, cellular component: membrane. Bases 129 to 1118 code for a protein of 329 amino acids. The record is from RefSeq and is a predicted model, not a curated record.
AGUUGAAAAUAUAAAAAAGGAAAAAAAAAAAAAAAAAAAGAGUUAAAAUGGAGGACGUGCGUGCUGCGUGCGUAUAAAUAGAAACGACAUGGCUGAAAAAUUUAGCUGAGCCUGAGAGUGAUCGAAGAAUGGAAAAUUCAUCUGAUUCGAGUAGAAUAGACGAAGAGUAUCGGCCAUUUCCUCCUCUCUAUUUCAUUUUGACCUUAAUUUGGUUCCUCUCCGUCUGUUCCUGGACCUUCAACACUUGCAAAAAUCGCCAUUUUCAGACGAACAGAUUGCAAUGGACGCUGGCUUCUGUUCCACUGAUCAAAACUCUGCAACUUACCCUAUCUUUCCUCUUCUGGUAUUCAUGCUUUUAUAAUCACGUAUGCUCUCUGUGGAUAUCAUUUGGUGUCUAUGUUACCGGAAUUCUGUUCCAAACUGUAACUUUUGUUUCAUUCUUGCUCAUUUCUAAUGGAUACUGCAUCACGUGUGAGCGACUUUCUAUACAAGAGCGCCGCAUCACAGCUGCUCUCGCGUGUAUUUUCUACUUGACUCUUGUCGGCUACAGAGCUUCUGUACCUUAUUUCUCUGUACUCCUUACACUUAGCUAUUUCAUUUCAUUUUAUGUGAUAUUCAAGCACAUAUCACAGAACUUAAUAGUUCUGCAAGAACAGUUAACCUUUAUAGAGGAUGAGGAAAUCCCUGCAAUGCAUGAAGCAAUCUACACAAAGUAUACAAUGCUCAAGUAUGCAGCAUCUACUAAGUUUCAUAUGAAAAUUUCAAAAUGCAAUGCUUAUGAUGGCUGUGGCAGAACUGGCGAUAACUACUGGCUCCGAUUGUUGGUUCGAGAAUGGGCACAGUUUUGUAUACUCUCUUACAUUGGGUGGACUUUCAGGUCAAAAGACUUGGCGCCACGCUUCUCUGUUAUGCCGGUAAUAAAGUCUGUUGGAGAUAGAAUGGUACCUCCUAUUUAUAGCAUUGAAAUGGAUGCAGCUACCUUUAAAGACUUUAGUAGUCAUGGAUGGCAUAUAGGGGUGCCUACUUCGCCCAAGAAAGGAAGCUUAAAGAAUUCAGUUUUAGUGGUUGUUCAACAUCCCCAUGUGUGUAGAUUGACACCACCUGACACGCAUUCAUAGAGUGUAGCUUAGCUACUUAUGCUGAAGAUGUAUAUUAUUCAUUUGUGUUCUCACUCCUGACAGAAGAAAGUUUCAGGACAUACGGCAGAUCAACAUCCAUCUAUUAUAGUAAAGGAGGAUUAUGACCAGUAAUUUCUGUAAAUCUUUAUACACAUUUCUUCUGAGGAAACCUCAGAGGUUUUUGGCUGUAAAUGUACAUUGUUCCCUGGAUAUUGUCUGCUUCAGCAUCCAUUUUUCGGUGGUAGAAAGCUUAUGCUUUGCUGCAAACACACUGUCCCUCCAGUUUGCAGCUUUAUAGCUCCUUAUUUUCAUUACUGCCCUUAUAGUUUCUAUGAAAAGAAAGGAAAAUUGACCGAUUCAAAUAA